Molecule: messenger RNA, 1758 nt
Organism: Aspergillus chevalieri
Lineage: Eukaryota; Fungi; Ascomycota; Eurotiomycetes; Eurotiales; Aspergillaceae
Product: Zn(II)2Cys6 transcription factor
Exons: 5
Coding region: 1-1758 (585 amino acids)
Biological process (GO): positive regulation of transcription by RNA polymerase II
Cellular component (GO): nucleus
Molecular function (GO): DNA-binding transcription factor activity, RNA polymerase II-specific; transcription cis-regulatory region binding; zinc ion binding
Source: RefSeq, a predicted model, not a curated record
AUGAAACGCAGAGGUCUGAAUGGCCCUGUACGCAAAAGAUUGCGAGUCACUACAGGCUGUAAAACCUGUCGUGGCCGCCGCGUGAAGUGCGACGAAUCAAGACCGAUCUGUAACAAUUGCGCGAGGAAGAACCGACUAUGCAAGUAUGAUGAUGCUGCUCCCAGCAGCGUUGGGAACAGGACUUCCAAUCCAGCGCCACUGCGUCGUUCGAGACGCGCUUACCCGCAGGAUGACGACGGUCAAGAUGCCAGGGACUCAUCCGUGAGUGGCCAGCAAGAUACCAGCUACCACUCCUUCGGAGCUGCGUCCCUGCAAACCCACCGACCACGAGGUAUCGAGCGGGAAAGGAGCGGGGUUUCGCUGGAAUCCCAGAGAGAUGAAUCGAAUGGGAUAGAUGCGAGCGGUGUUCGUGGUCUGGAAAUACCAUCAUCUGUAUAUGACUCACCCUCACCGAAUCUGGCUGCCAUCUUCCUGCACGUCGAGAAGCCUAUGUCAUUUGCUCCGUCGGUCCAGUCGCAACCGGUUCCCGUGAUAAGCUUGGGUCCCACCAGCAGAAUAGGUGAUAGUAGAGAGGAUCGCUCAAUAGCACUCAUAGUACAGGAGCAGAUUGAGUUGAGUGCGGCAGAAGUAACUAUUUUCCGUAAUUACGUUGAACGAGUAUCCAGAUGGAUCGAUUCAUUCUCGCGCGACCAGCCGUUUUAUGGAAAAGUGCCGAUCAUGGCGCUUCGGUGUCCUGUACUCAUGAAUUCAUGUCUUGCACUGUCAAUGAAACAUUCAACUUUGAAGGCAUCGGGAGAAGAGCAACGUACUAGCGAGAAUGUUGCCAUUCAUUAUCACCAGAAAGCUAUCAAGGUGCUGAGUACGUUACUGAUGGAUACCGAAUGUGCCUCGAGAGAUGAGAUUUUGGCCUCAAGCAUCAUCCUUUCGACAUAUGAAAUGUUCGAUGUCGUGGGCGAGAACUUCGGAUCUCAUUUAGGAGGUGUCGCGUUUUUCUUGCAGUCUCGUCGGGUUUACGGCGAUCAAUGCGGACUUCAGGGAGCUGUGUACUGGACAUGGUACAGACACGAAAUUUGGGCGGCCCUUCAAACCGGCCGACAGAUGCUUCUGGACGAAGCAUAUUGGCAGCCCCCGCCUCUUGAGACUUUCGAAGGUGUCUGCAUUGAGGACAUAGCAAAUCGCGUGAUUUUUAUAUUUGGACAAUGCGUAUCCUUCUGCAAUUCAGGCGAUACUCCGGGCGAGAUUAGUGCCGACGAGAAGACUGAAGCUCGGCAACGUAGAGUCACCAGUUUGGAUGCUGCCCUGGAGGAUUGGGAACUAAAGCUUCCGUCUUCCAUGUCACACUUCUUUGCGGAACCAACAGCAUCUCAAGAUCAGAAUGUACCUCAUCAAUUUCCUUCUUUGUGGUUCAUGUAUCCACAGAGCGCCAUUGCCUAUCAGGUCUACCACGCCUCGAAGAUCUUGCUGAAUUUGCAUCGGCCACCAGUUCCAGUCGAGAGUCGAGGCUUGGGCCACACGCAGUCGCUCUGGAUCCGCCGUCAAAUCGAGCGAUCUCGCGAGCAGAUAUUCCUGGUUUCAAAUGCGGGCGUUCCCGACACCUGGAGCCUGGUCUCCACACAGUGCCUGUACAUUGCGGGACUCGUAACCGAGGGGUUGCUGGAAAGACAACGUACGCUGGAACUCAUUGAAGAAUGUCAAGAAAGCUCCGGUCGACGGACCAUGUGUCUUGCUGACGAGCUUCGAAGACUGUGGGCUCAAUGA